This is a messenger RNA of Dendrobium catenatum, 1139 nucleotides long. Its product is annotated as BAG family molecular chaperone regulator 1. NCBI's taxonomy places the organism in Eukaryota, Viridiplantae, Streptophyta, Magnoliopsida, Asparagales, Orchidaceae. Gene Ontology annotation, biological process: protein stabilization. Gene Ontology annotation, cellular component: cytoplasm. Bases 141 to 968 code for a protein of 275 amino acids. The record is from RefSeq and is a predicted model, not a curated record. Gene Ontology annotation, molecular function: protein-folding chaperone binding; adenyl-nucleotide exchange factor activity. The transcript has 4 exons.
CUAAUUUCCAUUCAAGGACCGUUCGCUCACCUCUCAUCUUCGCUUCCGCCUACAAAUCAAAAUAACACGUCCUCAUUCGUUGCAUUCUUCGCUCCCUUCUCUUCUCGAAUUUCCUCCUGCGAUCUCAUUCCUCUGGUAGUAUGAUGCGAAAAAGAUCAAACCACUCGCGGGCGCCGCCUCCUCCGCCGCCGGCUGACUGGGAAGUUCUCCCUGGCGGCAUGCUCGUCCAGAAACGCCUAGGCGGAAUCUCCCCCGACGCCGCACCGCCAGUCCCAGCUAUACGCCUCCGCAUCAAACACGGCCUCGCCCACCAUGAGAUCUAUCUCAGCUCCCAAUCCACCUUCGGGGAAGUGAAGAAGAUACUAUGGGAAAAAACGGGUUUGCAUCCUCAGGAGCAGAGGAUUCUUUUCAAAGAAAAGGAGAGAGACUCGUCAGCGUAUCUUGACACCGCCGGCGUCAAAGACGGUUCGAGGAUGGUGGUCGAGGAAGAUCUCACCGCUCGGGCCAAGCGGCUUCUUGAGAUGCGCCGUGUUUCCCAAGCUGAGCGGGUGGCAAAGUCACUCGCUGCCGUCGCCGUCGAUGUCGACGGGCUGGUAUCGAAGGUAUCGGAGAUGGAGACGGCGGUGGGGGCGGGCAUGAGUGUGGCAGAGAAGGACGUGGUGGAGUUGAUCGAGCUGCUUAUGGCGCAGCUUGUAAAGCUCGAUGCCAUCGCUGUGGAGGAGGGCGAGGCCAAGAGGAAGAGAGGAAUUCAGGUCAGGAGAGUGCAGAGGAAUGUGGAGAAACUGGACCAGAUCAAGCUGAAGAACUCAGAGCCUAUGCAUUCUUCUUCUCCUUAUCUGCAGAAACAACAACAGAGGCAGCAGGUUGUGGUAACAACCAAGUGGGAGAUGUUCGACGCAGUCGCCGCACCGGGGAUGGCAGCCUCCACGGUGCCUGCAGGAUCACGGAUUGAAUGGCAGUUGCUUUGAUUGAUGAAUUCGAUUGUAAAAUUUGAUUUGAUUCCCUAUUUGUGUGCCAAGUAUGAAAGAUUGAAAUAGCUUCUAUUUGAAUACUUUUUUGAUACUGUGUGUAUAGGCCUCAGGGGCCAGUCUACAUUGAAUGAGAUGAAAAGAAAAAUAAAUUGGAAACUUUUCACUUUA